AUGGCUCUUGGAUUCAUAUGUCCAACUGACGGUCUCUUUUUGAAUUCAGACGAUGAGCACACAUAUUUUCAAUGUGCAUCUGGUACUGCCUAUUUGAUGUCUUGUCCAGCAGGAUUAGUUUGGGAUCAGAGCAAUCAUAUGUGCAAAUGGCCAUCAGUUCAAGUAUCUAAACGUUUUCUAAUCACUGUUGGUGGUAGCGUGACAACUGGCAAAUGUCUCGAUGUUGCUGGCGGUAAUGGAGAACUUCACUCUAAAAUUCAAUUAUUCCGUUGCCAUGGAAAGGAAAGUCAACAAUUUGAAUUUCAUCCUGAUGAUACAAUUCGUAUUAUGGGCAAAUGUUUGGACAUUCCCGAUGCGAAAGCAUAUGAUCAUCAAAGUGUACAACUAUUUCAUUGUAAUCCGUCUCAAGAAAAUCAACGUUUCGUACGUGAUCAACAAAAUCGUAUUCAUGUCAUGGGUAAAUGUUUGGAUGUGCCCAAUGAUGCAAUAGUCAAUAACAAUCCAUUACAAUUGUUUCACUGUCACGAUCAAGCAAGUCAACGUUUCACAUUGGUAAAUCUUUGA
This is a messenger RNA of Rotaria sp. Silwood1, 564 nucleotides long. The record is from the annotation of a GenBank genome assembly. NCBI's taxonomy places the organism in Eukaryota, Metazoa, Rotifera, Eurotatoria, Philodinida, Philodinidae.